UGAUCCGAUAUUGAUUUGGCUAUUGAGUGUUUUUCUCACGUGAAUCGGACGCUGUUGGCCAGCCAAAUGAGGUGCUGUAUUAUCGACUGUGAAACGGACGACCAGAUUGUGAGCCAGACGUCCGUGUUUUUCGUCAGCUUUCCAAACACUGAAGCCCUGCGCGAGCAAUGGCUAGAUGCGUUGGGUGUACACGAACCCGACCAGAUACAGGCCCUCAUGGCCGGGGACGUAAAAAUAUGCAGCAACCACUUCCAGAAGCAUUGUUUCGACAUUCACCCGCGGUUCAACUUCCGGUUCCUGCGGCCCGAUGCCAUUCCCACGAUCUUUCCAGCACUGCAAGCCGAAAAAGAGGACGACGAACAUGAUAGCCCGCUUCUGUUGGACAUUGCGCUGCCCGAAACCACCGACGAGGGGUACUUGAUGUUCUUGCAAGAGCCAAAAGUACCGCCGAUUGACUGGGACAGUCCCGAAGUGAACAAAGUGCCGGAUUUGGCGAUUGAGAAUGAUGCGGAUGAGGAAGUACCGGAAGCGGAAGAAGAGAUUGGCAUAUUGUCAGCGAACGGUAACUACUAUUUCCUCAAAAUGGAUCCCGGAUCGGGCGGCAUGCAGACGGACACGACGGUGGACGCCGUGGCGGAGGAUGUCGAAGAUGCCAGUGCACCGGUGCACCGCGAUGGCUGCGACGAUGUGGAAGCGCAGAUUGAGGGUACGGUCAUAAAAGUGGCCGAGCAGCAGACCGUUACGGACGAAGACACCACUGAAGAAGGUGCUCGGUCCGUUUCGCAGAUACCGAGCAGCUCAGACGAGGAAUCCGAGGCCUGUCGGACGGAGUACUUGACGGAGUUUUUUGGGAUAGCCGGUGCAGUCCAUGAAGAUCGAAUGUCCAUUUCAUCGCAAGAGUACGAUUCCAUCGAGGCACUGGACGAAGUGUCCGUACGAGGGAACAGUUGGAGAAUGCGAACCCCACCGCCCCGUACACGCCCCGAGCGCGUUGAUCGUCACUUUUGCGCCGACUGCGGCAAAGGAUUUCCGUACCGCAGCUCGCUUAAGAAGCACGAACUCGUACACAACGGUGAGAAACCUCACGCAUGCGAUAUUUGUGGGCGAAGAUUUUCGCAAAAAAACAACCUCAAAGCGCACAUGGCGGUCCACACGGGCGAACAUCCAGAACGGUGCCACGAGUGUGGGGAGUGUGGAUUAAAGUUUCUUCGCUUCAGCGCACUGAAGACGCACCAGAAGGUGCACAAGCGUCACUUUCCGUACGAGUGUCACGCGUGCCAGGAGCGGUUCUCUGACGUGACCAAGCUGUACCAGCACGUCCGAGUUGGGCACCGACACGAGACGACGAUGCGCGAAUGUUUGAACACGAUCGUCCAAAACGAAAACGUGGUCGUGAUCAAUAAGCUCACCGACACGAAAAUGGAGGCUCAUCAGGAGGACGGUUUCUUUUGGUGCCCAGUUUGUGACGUGUCCUUCAAGUACCGGUCGGGAAUGCGCAAGCACAUGCGUAAAAAUCACCCCACAGUGUACACCUGCAGCUACUGUUGCGUCAACUUUCCGUACAAAAGUUUGCUGCUGAAGCACAUGACGGUGCACACGGGCGAGAAACCGUUUCGGUGCGAUUUCUGCGAUGCCAUGUUCUCGCAGAAAACCAACCGGGACGCCCACAUGUUGCGCAAACACCAGCCAGAGCUGCAGCAGACCAAGCGGGAAAGUCACAAGUGCUCUAGUUGUGGCAGUGUCUUCUUGAGGGCCACUAUGCUGAAGAAGCACUCGUGUCGUCACCCGAUCCGUAGGAAACGGAACAGGACAGCUCAAGCGAACCAACCUGGCGGUGCAGAUGCAAGCGGGUCGGAACGGAACCAGACAGCUCAAGACAUCGACGAGACAUCGGAGGUGCAGCUAUUCGACCCCGAGCAGUACAUCGUGGAGGAUGAAGGCAUUUCAGAUGUUGGCCCUUUGAACGACGAAAUCGGCAUCUCGGAGGCACUCUGUUGAGGCACACGCUCUAUGUUUACUGUACGAAUGGUUGAUAACGAUAAGCUAAUCAAUGUACCCACUUGUGCACAAACUUUAAUACAAGCUAACAGUACG
Molecule: messenger RNA, 2094 nt
Organism: Anopheles cruzii
Lineage: Eukaryota; Metazoa; Arthropoda; Insecta; Diptera; Culicidae
Product: zinc finger protein 34-like
Exons: 5
Coding region: 67-1998 (643 amino acids)
Biological process (GO): regulation of transcription by RNA polymerase II
Molecular function (GO): DNA-binding transcription factor activity; RNA polymerase II cis-regulatory region sequence-specific DNA binding
Source: RefSeq, a predicted model, not a curated record